Molecule: messenger RNA, 2526 nt
Organism: Coregonus clupeaformis (lake whitefish)
Lineage: Eukaryota; Metazoa; Chordata; Actinopteri; Salmoniformes; Salmonidae
Product: dnaJ homolog subfamily B member 11
Exons: 10
Coding region: 281-1366 (361 amino acids)
Biological process (GO): protein folding; protein maturation
Cellular component (GO): endoplasmic reticulum
Molecular function (GO): misfolded protein binding
Source: RefSeq, a predicted model, not a curated record
CCGAACCUCUGCAAUGUUCAAACCGGUCCAACCGCGGUAUCGCUAGCUGGUACACAUGUUUCAUUGUGAUUGGUCUAUGCUUCUGAAGCCCAUUCUCCAUGUGUAAAAAGGCUAACGUUAGCUAGCUACUAACUGGAGGUGGAAAGAAGCAAUCUCAGCAACGUAAACAACACUGUAAAUAAAAUUCUUGUUCAUAGGGUAGUCAACAUCACCCUUGCCUGAUUCUUUGUUUCCAGUAUCGUGAAUCGUGUGUAGGCUGUCAUACUAUCUACUCGAGGGAAUGUCAUGGAAGAGUGGGCUAACUUGCUCAACUGGCUUUGGAGAGCUGUUGAUAUCAAACUCACUCUGGACUGGGCGAGAUUUCUACAAGAUCUUGGGGGUGAGCACGUCUGCAUCCGUGAGGGACAUCAAGAAGGCUUACAGAAAGCUGGCUCUCCAGCUACACCCUGACAGAAACCCAGAUGACCCAACUGCUGCCGACAAAUUCGCAGACCUUGGGUCAGCCUAUGAGGUGCUGUCUGAUGAAGGGAAGAGGAAGCAGUAUGAUGCAUAUGGAGAGGAUGGUCUGAAAGAGGGUCACCAUGGUUCUCACAGUGAUAUUUUCUCCAGUUUCUUUGGCGACUUUGGCUUCUCGUUCGGAGGAAACCGGCAAGGACAACAGGACAGGAACAUCCCCAGAGGAAAUGACAUCGUGCUGGACCUGGAGGUCACACUCGAAGAGGUGUACUCUGGGAACUUUGUAGAGGUUGUUCGUAACAAGCCUGUAGCCAAAGAGGCCCCUGGGAAACGGAAAUGCAACUGCAGACAGGAAAUGAGGACGACGCAACUCGGACCUGGACGCUUCCAGAUGAGCCAGGAAGUAGUGUGUGAUGAGUGCCCCAAUAUAAAGCUGGUGAAUGAGGAGAGAACUCUGGAGGUAGAGAUUGAACAGGGAGUGAGAGAUGAGAUGGAGUACCCUUUCAUUGGGGAAGGUGAACCUCACAUCGAUGGAGAGCCAGGGGAUCUACGCUUCCGCAUCAAAGUUAUGAAACAUCCAGUGUUUGAGCGGCGAGGAGAUGACCUGUACACUAACGUCACCAUCUCCCUGGUGGAGGCUCUGGUUGGCUUUGAGAUGGACAUCACACACCUGGAUGGACAUAAGGUCCACAUUGUGAGGGACAAGAUCACUAAGCCUGGUGCUCGGCUGUGGAAGAAAGGAGAAGGCCUGCCCAACUUCGACAACAACAACAUCCGUGGCUCUCUCAUUGUCUCCUUCGACGUAGAGUUCCCAGAGAUACAGCUGGAUGACAAUCAGAAAGAGGGAGUGAGGGGGAUUCUGAAGCAGGCAUCGGUACAGAAGGUUUACAAUGGACUACAGGGAUACUGACACACCAACAGAUAGAAUCUGGACUGAGUUCUGUGCUACAAAACACACACGACACACAAAGGAGCAAGCACAGGGGUGUAUUUAUUUUCGGAUUGUUCUCAGGUUGGGUUGACUUGAUUUGUUUUAUUUUUUAGGGUUCAGGUGGCUUGAUGUUGUCUAUUUUAUUUUAAAGAAGUCCUUGUUAUAUUUAACAUCGACGGGUCGAAACUUCAACAUAUUUAUACUUUUAAUUUGCUUGCUCUUGUCCCCCUUUUUUACUAUCACCAUAAUGUUUUGGCCCUCAUACUUUGAAUUCCUUCUUUGCCUUUUUUAAUUCCCCUUCAAUUUCAACUACUGUCACCCAAUGUCAACCACUACCACAGACAUUUUUGAUAAUCAAAGCCCACUACCUGAUGUUAAACCUAUCACACCUGACUGGGCACUAAAAGAGGAGCUGGACUGAGGCAAAGGACUCUGAAAUCAACGGACUCUCUCAUGGACAUCAGCAAGACUGGAAUACUAUUCCCCUCCUUGUUGUUUUGAUAACACUUUAACAAAUGUAGUACUGUACUAGGGUAUUUCAUUUCAUCUUGAGUGAUUUUGAUCCCUACGACACCUUCAAUGAUUCUGUAAUUUAACUGGGUUUUCUGUCAUAUAGGUUUUCAGUAAUAUCUCGAAAACGCUUUGUAAAUAGGAAAGAACAAACUACAUUUUUUUUGCUUUUGUUGAGUUGGAUCGUAUCUUUAGAUGUAUUCUUUGUGGUGCAAUGUCUUGAGCGUUCUGUCUGCUGAAAGAAAGGCCACUGAGAAUGGACCUGUUGAGCUGCCUCGCAUAACAUCCUACCCUGAUGAUGAGGUUAUCAUGGAGACCCCCUCUUCAGCUUUACCCACCACCAUCCACACCUCUUGCUCCUCCUUUCAGCCUGUUUCUGUGUCCCAAAUGUCACCCUAUUCCCUGUAUAUUACACUACUUCUGACCGGGGUCCAUGAGGCUCUGUUCAAAAGUAGGACACUAGAUAGGGAAUAAGAUGCCAUUUCAGACACAGACCUGUGUUCUCUGGACUGCUCUUCCUGACGGAAAGGGGCUACUGUGAAAAACAGGUUGUUUUUCAGAGUGCUACAGGACAGGAGGGAGAAGUGUACUUUCAAUUGAGAGUUCAAUUAAAAGUUUAUAAAUAAUGA